This is a messenger RNA of Enterobius vermicularis (human pinworm), 384 nucleotides long. The record is from the annotation of a GenBank genome assembly. Lineage: Eukaryota; Metazoa; Nematoda; Chromadorea; Rhabditida; Oxyuridae.
AUGGUAAAACGUGAAAAACGAAAAUAUCGUUGUCGAAUUCGAAGUCCAGAAACGAUUAUGCGUUCAAAAAAAAUGCGACGAAAUAAGGCAAAUGCCCGAGAAAGGAAACGAAUGCACAAUUUGAACUAUGCACUUGACGAAUUACGGCGUACCUUACCGCAUUAUACUGAUGAACCAAAAUUGACAAAAAUUGAGACACUUCGAUUAGCCUACAAUUACAUCUACAGUUUAGCGCAGAUGUUGAAUUCGAGUACUGGCAAUGCUGGUGAAAAUUACUAUAACACCGAUGAGUCAUGCGAUACAGCCGAAUACUGUAAUGGCGACGAUUUGAUUUCAUACAGUUGCCAGCGGUCUGUAACGUUAGAACGUCAAACUCCUUCAUGA